This is a messenger RNA of Klebsormidium nitens, 1958 nucleotides long. NCBI's taxonomy places the organism in Eukaryota, Viridiplantae, Streptophyta, Klebsormidiophyceae, Klebsormidiales, Klebsormidiaceae. The record is from the annotation of a GenBank genome assembly.
AUGAAGUUCGGUGUUAAAUUUGGGCGAAUCACAGCGCGCCCCGUCAUACCCCCAGAGCCUAAAGCAGCUGCAGGCCCCAGCUCUGCAGGACGUCGCCCGAUGGAAACGACGCCCCCGAAGGCGGACUUCGUGAAGUGGCUGCGCCAACAGCCUCUGCCCAACAGCUUCGACGAAACGGUGGAUUUCAUCAGGAGGGCCCCCGUGUCCUUCGAAACCAAGGAGGCGAUUCUCAAGAACCUUUUGCCAGUCCAGAAUGCUCAGGAGGAGGAUGGUGGGGUCGUGUACAUCGUCCUCCAUUACGAGGGCAUUGGCUAUCAUGCCCUGGACCGCAGCGACUACAAGGAAGCCUUCUACGAGAUGGCCCGCCAGAAGUACCGCGUUGUCACCCUGGUUGGGCCAAGGCGCACGGGCAAGAGCAUGGGCGUGGUUAACGCUCUCCUUGACGUUCGGGCCGAUCUGGCCGAGGCAGAAGGCCGGGGGCGUGAUGCAGCGAUCUUCUACCACGAGGCGGUCCUGGACCUGCGCCAUUCACAGAUCAAGACUCUGAUCGCCAUCCUGGCAUUUCUCGACAUUCCAAUCGUCUGUGACGAAUACGUGUGCGCCGGGUCCCCGGGGGGGGAGCAACUGGCCCUUUCCAUAAAGGCUUACCUGGACGAUGCGGUAUUCGGCAACAUUCCCAUCGGGCCUCUUGGCCUCAUCCUCAUGGGAAGUGAGCACGGCCCCAUUGUCCGGGCAUGCCAGCAGUCCCUCAACGGCAUGUCGCACCGAGGAGCAGCUCCGUCGCCGGUUGCACUUCCCAUGCCAACCUACUCGCAGCUCUGGUCGAUCUAUGCCCGCCGCCAGCAGAUGGAGGCGGCAGUUUUCGACCCCGCAGUGUUUCUGAGGCGCGUCACGUGUUCCGGCUUUAAUUUGGCCGAUCAUGUUGAGGGUACGAGCCCAACCCCGGAGGAGUUGUUGGCACGCGGAUUGAAGAGCGCUAUUCUCUUACCCGAUGAGGAUCAGUCUCAUGUCCAGCGUCUGGUGGAGCACGGCUUCAUUGCCCCCAAGCCUCUCAGCAAGCACUCUCUGUACGAGCCCCUCGACGCGCGAAUCCUGGCGAUCCAGGUGCUGGGACAAAAGGACGGGUCCAUCAACCGAGCGGAAGGGAAGGUGCUGGAGCUGAUUUUGCGGAGUGGAGAGGCGAUUGCCUUCUGGAAGCACCGGUACAACAUUCAGGGAGAAGUAGUGGCGUUUUCGGGGGAUUUUGCCUACAGCAAGAAGGAAUUUACCUGCGAAAUCGAUCUGCUACUGUUCGAGACCCUGGAUGGACUUACCUCAGCGUACUUUUUCUCCGCCAAGCGCCUAGAGGAAAGACAGAGAUUCAAGGAGUCCUUUACGGACCACCUCAGCAAGUUCUAUGUUGCGGGGCCGGUCGAGGCAAGAGAACUUCUGAAGAUAACGACCAAGGUUACGUUCGUGGCCUUCAGCGCCGUCCCGCACCAUCAUCCGUUUGCUGUGGCGAACCUUGGAGAGCGCAUGGAGCUAGAGGUGGGCAGAGAAACGAAGACAAGAUUGGAGUUUGGUUGCGUGACCGACCGUGUGCUGCUAGGAGACAUGCUGCAAGAGAUUGCGACGCGGAGAAAUUGGGAAUGGAAGCCGGUGGUCUUGAUCCAGUCUGUGCUGUAAUCCAGCUGAAAAUCAGAAUGAGUGAUUGCUACUUUGGGUACACUCUGACUGUUCGCAGGGAUUAUCCACGUAUUGGAUGCAUGCUGGUGCACUUGAUGCAACACUGACAGGUGAUAAAUUGACAUGCAGAACCGAGGUUUGCACACUGGCAGGCUAUGGCGCUAGUGUCAUAUGCAUUGACCACAACGAUCGAUGCACUUGGGUUCUUUAUCAAGCUCGAUUUCAUGUCUUGUAGCGAUUAUUGCAUAUUCUGCCCAACCUGGCUCUAUCGUACUGGAAAAACCAUAUUAACC